CUUUGGCUCACAUGUGCUGGCUACAAAUCAGCUAAUGACCCUUCAAUAACUCAAGCCAUAUGCCACAGAAACAUUAGAGCCUUGUGUGGCAAGUUCGAGCUGGGAAAUUGUCUGCCACUUGCGUGCUUAAAGGCUUCUUAACACUCAAUUUAGUUUCGGCCCAAGAAGAUGAACUUUAAAUUGUUUGCCUUAACUUGUACAUACGAAACUCCAUGGAUGGUGCAAGUAUAUAGUAUAUAGUUAUAGUGUGUCGCAAAUACCUUGGGAGUAAUAGGAUGAAAGGCCAGGAGUUGGAAACAGCGAGGAGCAAAUAAAAAGUGAAGGAAAUUUCCGGCUCAAGAUGCAAUUGUUCCUCUGCGUUUCAAUCAAGUUCCUUUUCUUUUUAUUGUUUGCAAUGCCUGCAAAGUUGUUCUACGUAUUCUACGAAUGGAUUUUUUCGUGUAUCUUGUUAUGCACUGAAAGAAACUGCUGGAAAUUGCAAUUUGCAACGUUCAGAUAAGCUUUUUUUAAGGCCUACGAAUGUCACGUUCAACAGCGAUUUAUUGCUAUAUUUACCUAAAUGUUUAUAUUUUGUGCACUUUUGCGUUGACAUGACUGUUUUUUUUUUCUUUUGAACUGCUUGGCAAGCUGAAAAUAGUUCAUAAUCCCCAUUGAUUGAGUCCCACAACCUUAGAACAGCCCCGACCCACGCACGACCGACCCCUCCCCCUCCUCCCACAACCAAGUACAAUGUUAAGUGGACUGAGGAGACGGCCAAGUGCACGCCGAGCACAAAAGCUGCAGAAUGUGGAAUAUGGCCAAAAGGACUGACUGUCUGUCUGUCUGUCUGUCUGGGGUGCUCAAUUAUGUGAUGUAUCCAGAAGUAUCCAUUCAGUGCUCUCCUCCUGCUCUCAAAGGAGCAGUCGCAAAAGGGCGAUUCAUCAAACCCACUUCCGGAUUAAUCCUGCCAUUCAGGGAUCAACGAACCCAUUCCUGCCGACGCAUCCAAGUUCACUUCCCAAGUGCAUUACUUGGUUGCCCCUUUCAGAUGGGCAGAAGAAGUUGAACAACUUCCAAUUAUCAUCAUACGACACACGUAAUUGAUGGCCCAUUUUCCUGUUGAAAUGAAUUAGGUUUCAUAUACAUACACACAUAUAUGAGUUAAUUCAGUCAACAAAGUUGAGACGUAGCAAACGCAAAUUGUCCAAGGAAUUUAUUUAUUCAAUUUGAAUGGACAACAAACAACAACAAGUGGGGGUGUGAAACUUUCGCCGCUGCAAAUGUGGGUUAAAUUCGCAGGCAAGUUGCGUUUUCAUUCGGCAAAAGUUUACUAUUUUUAAUUGCCCAAUGUUGCUCAGUUUGUGUUUAUCCCAAACUUGAAGAUAAUAAUGUACUUUGUGUUUGUUCAAGUUCAAUUUCAAGACAAACAGAGAGAUGAUAACCUUUCAAUGAUUGAUGUGCACAAGAAAUCUGGGGAUUCCCUUGAAAUAAUAUUUAUACCAAUCGAAGCUCCUUGCCCUCAAGAUCUAGUUCGUGUGCCUGGAACCAGUCAGCACUUGGAAAGUGCAAUCAUCAGCACUUUUUUGGGCCAACAAAGAAAUGACCAUUCCAGAAACUUAUCCGGACCAAUCAGUGCGAACUUGGAUCCACUUGAGAUUCAAUGGCUAAUCUAAUCGCUGUGUAGCCUGCACUAUACCUGCGCUCCAGUUCUUUGUGCCAGCAGUUAGUCCAGCGAUUCAAGAGCGAUUGAACGAUGGCCAGAAAGCGAGCACUGGGUACCCAACUGCCGCUCCUCGCGCUAGGCGGCCUACUCAUCCUGGGAUUGGCCAUAGUCGAUUCCCUGGAGUGCUAUGCCUGCGACUCCGCCGAGGAUUCGGAGUGUGCCACCCGACCGGGUCAGCAGCUGGAAGUGGAGGAGUGCCAGCAGACGGGCGACGAGUGUGUCACCUCCAUAUCGGCGGGAUUAACGCGACGCGGCUGCCUGGCGCGGCUGUAUCCUAAUGGCUACUGUGCCGCUCCAUGUGACCGGUGCAAUACGAGCCUGUGCAAUCGGCACGUUUAUCCCGCGGAUCGAUUGCGCUGCUAUCAGUGCAGCGGAUCGGAUUGCAUCGAUGUGGCCAGUCGGCCGCAGUAUCUGCUGCCGUGUCCGGUCUACCGGGAGGAUGACAGGUGCUACACGAACGUAGUCCACUUAUCCAACACCCUGCGCGGCUGUGAGCACACCAAUUUGCCGACAACCUGUCCGCACGUCUGCCUGAAGUGCAAUUACAACGGUUGCAAUGCGGAGAAGACCGUCACGGAAUCGCGCUGCCUUCAGUGCACCCACAAUCGAUUGGCCCCCAAUCCGGACUGCCUGCGCGACCAGGAUCCACAGGCGGCGCCGGAGGAGGAGCAGCCCAAGUGCUCGUUGAGCAACUCAACUGUGACGCACUGCGUCAACAAGGUGAUGUACGGGCACAGGGAGAACUGCUUCAGCUACCGCAACACCCAGACGGAGGUCCUCCAGAGGGGCUGCUCCACCGCCAUGGGAUUCUAUCCCACCGGCGAGCUAACCGAGUGCCACGGCGAAUUCUGCAACGCCAAUUGCCAGGACAUUGUCUGCGCCGCCUGCAACUCCACCGCGAAUCCUGGCUGCCGUGCUGGCCGCAAUUUGCCAACGGAAAAGUGCGCAGCGGGCACCACGGCCUGCUAUUCUUGCGAGCAAGAUACCUUCCUGCGACGUGGCUGUGCGGAUGCGAAUUUUGCACCCGCUGCCCUGGGCGAAAGUUGCCAGUUGUGCCGCGAUGCGGAUGGCUGCAAUCGCUUCUCCGUCCGGAGCUGCUACCGCUGCAAUGCCCAGGACCAGGAUGCGGACUGUGCGGCCAUGGACCUGCCCACGGCAAUGACGACCAGCAAUUGCUCCAGUCCCACGGAACUGUGCGUGAGCACGGUGGUCAGCCGAUUGGACGGGAUAUAUACGGUGCGCGGAUGCGAGGGUCAGGUGCCGGAGUGUUCCGCCAAUGAUCCGUACUGUGUCCGCUGCAACGGAAGUCUGUGCAACGAUGCACCCACUCUCUGGCGCCAAACGCAACUCGAUGUGGCUACGGAUCAGCAAUUGCCGCCUAGCUGGUGGUCACUCCUCCAGUACUGGUGGUCCAGGAAAAUCCGAUAAGCAGCCAUUACAUGGGUGGGUGGUCGACGAACGUAGCGUCGAUAACUGAUUAAUGGGCGUGGCCAGGGGGCGGAUGUGUUUGGCCGGAGGUAAUGAAGCGAGCGAAACGCCCCCGCAAAAUCGGGCAAACAAAAGCACGCGGAUAAACAAGCUACGGAUUAUUGCUGCUCAUUGAAAGUACGGAUUCCAUAAACAAGGAUUACAUAUUGUGUUUCAUUGAUCAUUCAUUUCAAAUUGUUUCUAUUUAAGAGAUUUCUAUACGUUUAAUGUUUACAUACUUUGUAUUAUUGCAUGCUUUAGAAAUUUAGAAUUUAGUUUUAAGAGCUUGAACCCAGUUUCCAUCCAAAUAUAUUCAUAUUUUUGAUAAAUUUCAGCAGGUUUAUGUUAUCAAAUAUCCCGUAAAGUGAGCACAAAUAUAUUAGCGGAAUUUAAG
Messenger RNA from Drosophila simulans, 3563 nucleotides. RefSeq lists its product as uncharacterized. The record is from RefSeq and is a predicted model, not a curated record. The transcript has 2 exons. NCBI's taxonomy places the organism in Eukaryota, Metazoa, Arthropoda, Insecta, Diptera, Drosophilidae. Bases 1733 to 3130 code for a protein of 465 amino acids.